Messenger RNA from Aricia agestis (brown argus), 601 nucleotides. RefSeq names its product MIP18 family protein galla-1 (gene galla-1). The transcript has 3 exons. Lineage: Eukaryota; Metazoa; Arthropoda; Insecta; Lepidoptera; Lycaenidae. Bases 58 to 564 code for a protein of 168 amino acids. The record is from RefSeq and is a predicted model, not a curated record.
CAUGGCCGACAGAUUCUGCGUGUCGUAAAAAGUGUCAGUUUUUGUUUUUACUACGAUAUGAUAUCGUUUUUCUCUAAACUUUCAUUAAAGCAAACUGAUAAGCCGCCAGAGGAGAUCGAGAAACCAGCUUACAUGGACAAAAGUGCAUCCUUACAGGAGCUCGGGUACAAAGAUGAUAACGACUUGAGAGAAACAAUUUACGACUUUUUGCGGACCAUUCGAGAUCCCGAGAAGCCCAGCACGUUAGAGGACUUGAAGGUGAUAUAUGAGGAAGGAAUUUUUGUGAAAGAGCCUACCGCGGACAACGUCCCAGUGCUUCGGGUAGAAUACAACCCCACGGUCCCUCACUGUUCCCUCGCCACCCUCAUCGGGCUCUGCAUCAGGAUAAAGAUACAGAGGUCACUCCAUCAUCCUGUGAAACUGGAUAUUUUUAUCAAGAAAGGGGCUCAUACAACUGAAGAUGAAAUCAACAAACAAAUCAACGACAAAGAGAGAAUUGCUGCCGCUAUGGAGAAUCCCAAUCUAAGAAACCUUGUCGAGAACUGUAUCGCCGAAGAAGAGUAAACUUUAGCUAGAUUAGACGUAGUUUUCGUUUGUAUAG